Culicoides brevitarsis is the source of this 1523-nucleotide messenger RNA. RefSeq names its product sister chromatid cohesion protein DCC1. Gene Ontology annotation, cellular component: Ctf18 RFC-like complex; chromosome, centromeric region; chromatin. Gene Ontology annotation, biological process: mitotic sister chromatid cohesion; maintenance of mitotic sister chromatid cohesion. Bases 28 to 1311 code for a protein of 427 amino acids. The record is from RefSeq and is a predicted model, not a curated record. NCBI's taxonomy places the organism in Eukaryota, Metazoa, Arthropoda, Insecta, Diptera, Ceratopogonidae. The transcript is spliced from 3 exons.
GCGAAAUUGAACGUAAACAAAGGCAAGAUGUCGAGUCAGUCCUCAAAUCCCCCGGAAUUGUACGAAAGAACGCUCCAAGAUGUCAAUCAGAUGCUAAAAUAUGCAAAAAUAGACAAGAAAAAUUUAACAAAUAUCAACCAAGCAAUUUACUUCCCAAAAGACACGGGAGAGUUGGAAAACUUCAUGUUGCUUGAAUUAAACCCCAAUUUGCUCGCUGACGUCGAAAAAGGUGAAGAUUUCUACCUCAAAGGGGGUCUAAAUGAGAAAGCUGUGCUUUGUUCCGCCUCAAAAACGUACGACAUCAAAAUCGCCGAAAUUUCCAACAGCCUUCUCCUGAUCCCCGAUUUGAAACUUGCUCAAGCCACAAGUACGUCGCCCAUCAAAUCAGCGCAAGGCGGCAUGAACAAGUCUCUCGAGAAGAGUUUCGAAGACGACGAAGAAGAAAAUGAAGAACCAACAUCCCAAUUUAUGCCUUUUGACAGCAUCGAGCGACGCGAAGUGAAAAAAGUCUUCCACGAAUACUUUGAAUGCACGUUAAUUAAGCCUCGUUAUCGCAAAACGAUGGAUUUGCUUCAGCUCGCGAGAUAUUCGGGACCCGAGAACGAACACACCAUCAACAAAAAAUUACUUUUCACGUACAAUCAGCUUCUAGAUACGGCGCAAUGUAGCGACGCUGAGUUCACAGAAGGCUUGAAACUUCAUCGAGCGAUCGAUAUUGAGGGAUUUAUCAGAAUUUUGGAUCCAGCUUAUGAAUAUCGGAUCGUGACGUUGAUGGUAAAUUUGAUUUCGGAGAAUUCGUGGGCGCUGGAUGAGAUUGAUGAGGAAGUUACGAUUGCUUCGUUGGAAGGAUUGGCGCCGGAAGACGUAGUUACGGGAUUAUUUAAUGUUUAUACGGAGAAAAGUGAGAAGGAGGGAUUUUUCAAGUACAAAGAAGAUGCAGUUUCGAAGAUUUUGUUGAUGAAUAUCCUGAAACCUGGAUUGAAAUUUGAAUAUGGGGAGUUUAUGGAGACUUGGAUGAAUGCGAUGCCUGAAGGAAUGAGCAUUAAUGAAAACGUUCUCAAAGGCAUCGGAAUCAUCGACAAAACGGGAAAUCAGGAAGUUGUCAAGUCUCUUAAUGAAGAAGACAUGCCCACAAACAUUCAUGAUCGUCUCAAAAUCCUUUUUCGCACAAAAGAGCGAUGGUCUCUCGACGAAAUCGAGCCUUAUAUCGAAUACUUUACAACUCCGCAGUUAUCAGUUACGACAAUUUUAACCAAAUUCGCGCGAUCUCUCACUGUUAACGGCGUUCGAUUGUACGUUUCGAAGCAUUAAGUAAGUCAUGGUCAGAAAAAAAAAUAAUUUGUAAAUAAUAAAAAUUCACUUGUCGUUCGACCGACAAAAAAUUCAAUUUAUUUGCAAAAAAAUAACAAAAAAGAAUCAAUAAAUAAGGUAAUUCAUCACUUUCGGAGAAUUCGAACCAACAUUCCGUCUUCGUUAUAGCCAUAAACGGGCGGUUUGAUGGGUUCAACAGGUUGAUACCGCAA